GAGGAGGACCCUGGGAGGUGGGGAGUCUUGCAGGAGGACCCAGGGAGGUGGGGAGUCUUGGAGGAGGACCCAGGGAGGUGGGGAGUCUUGGAGGAGGACGCUGGGAGGUGGGGAGUCUUGCAGGAGGACGCUGGGAGGUGGGGAGUCUUGCAGGAGGACCCAGGGAGGUGGGGAGUCUUGGAGGAGGACGCUGGGAGGUGGGGAGUCUUGGAGGAGGACGCUGGGAGGUGGGGAGUCUUGGAGGAGGACGCUGGGAGGUGGGGAGUCUUGGAGGAGGACGCUGGGAGGUGGGGAGUCUUGGAGGAGGACCCAGGGAGGUGGGGAGUCUUGCAGGAGGACCCAGGGAGGUGGGGAGUCUUGGAGGAGGACUCUGGGAGGUGGGGAGUCUUGGAGGAGGACGCUGGGAGGUGGGGAGUCUUGCAGGAGGACCCAGGGAGGUGGGGAGUCUUGGAGGAGGACUCUGGGAGGUGGGGAGUCUUGGAGGAGGGCCCUGGGAGGUGGGGAGUCUUGGAGGAGGACGCUGGGAGCUGGGGAGUCUUGGAGGAGGACCCAGGGAGGUGGGGAGUCUUGGAGGAGGACUCUGGGAGGUGGGGAGUCUUGGAGGAGGACGGUGGGAGGUGGGGAGUCUUGGAGGAGGGCGCUGGGAGGUGGGGAGUCUUGGAGGAGGGCGCUAGGAGGUGA
This is a messenger RNA of Globicephala melas (long-finned pilot whale), 681 nucleotides long. The record is from RefSeq and is a predicted model, not a curated record. NCBI's taxonomy places the organism in Eukaryota, Metazoa, Chordata, Mammalia, Artiodactyla, Delphinidae.